This is a messenger RNA of Anarrhichthys ocellatus (wolf-eel), 5947 nucleotides long. It is a transcript of the gene scaf8, whose product is annotated as SR-related CTD-associated factor 8. Lineage: Eukaryota; Metazoa; Chordata; Actinopteri; Perciformes; Anarhichadidae. The coding region runs from base 186 to 4475 and encodes 1429 amino acids. Gene Ontology annotation, cellular component: nucleus. The record is from RefSeq and is a predicted model, not a curated record. Gene Ontology annotation, molecular function: RNA binding. The transcript is spliced from 20 exons.
AUUUGGGUACUACUUGUAGUGUCCCGAAAGUGACGCUGGGAGUCGUCGCUCUGUGCAGAUUUCUUGCUGAGGUUAUGCGCCAUAUUGGCAGUCUCCUCCAUCUCACCAAGCGUCGAGCAUGCAUGUCUCUAACCGGUUAUUGAGGAGAUAUCUGUAAAUAUUUACAGUCACCUGCGACCGACACCAUGGAGGCCGUGAAAGCCUUUAACAAUGAGCUGUACUCAUUGAAUGAGUACAAGCCGCCCAUCUCCAAGGCCAAGAUGACCCAGAUCACCAAGUCUGGAAUCAAAGCUAUAAAAUUCUACAAGCAUGUCGUCCAGAGCGUGGAGAAGUUCAUUCUAAAGUGCAAACCAGAGUACAAGGUCCCCGGGCUGUAUGUCGUCGACUCCAUCGUCAGGCAGUCGCGGCACCAGUUUGGCACGGAGAAGGAUGUCUUUGCCCCGCGCUUCAGCAAGAACAUCAUCGCAACGUUCCAGCAGCUCUACCGCUGCCCAUCAGAUGAUAAGAGUAAGAUAGUGCGAGUCCUGAACCUGUGGCAAAAGAACGCCGUCUUCAAGAGUGACAUCAUCCAGCCUCUGUUGGACAUGGCGGCGGGGAUCCCCCCUCCCAGCAUCACACCUGUCAUGUCCAGCAGUGCUGCUCCAGUCAAUAACGCCACACCUGGUACCCCGGCUACCCCCGCUACCCCAGCUAACAUAGUCCAGGGUCUGCCGGAUUGGGCUUCCCAGAUUACCAACACAGACACUGUGGCUGCCGUUGCACAGAUCCUACAGAGUCCCCAGGGACAACAGCUGCAGCAGCUGGUGCAGAGUCUACAGAUGCAGCAGCAGAAGCCCCAGCCGUCCCUGCUGCAGGCCUUGGACGCUGGCCUGGUGGUACAGUUGCAAGCUCUGACGGCUCAACUCACCGCCGCCGCUACUGCCAACAGCCUCAACCCCCUGGAGCAGAGGGUGUCCUCUUUUAAUAAGAAGCUUCUGGGUCCUUUUGAUUUUGGGAAUGAUUCUGAACGCGGUGAAGAGUCUAAAAAGGACUCCUCAUCAUCUCAGUUGCCAAUGGUGUCAGAGCCCAUCAACAGCUCCCUCUUCCAUCAGCUGGCGGAGCAGCUACAGCAGCAGAACCUGGAACAGUUUCAGAAGCAGCUUUUAGAGCAUCAGCAGAAGGCAAUGAGCAUAGAAGGGCAGGACUCAAUCUUCGGCCACGAAAACUCAGUUGCAUCUGCUCAGAGCAGCAGCCAGCCACAGCUUCCUGAGCUAGAUAACAAGCUGGAUGACACCAUAGAUAACCAACAGCAGGACAUGGAUCUGGACGAGGGCCCAGAUGGUAUGGAGGAGGAGAUCUUUGAGGCAGAAGACAAGAAGAUCGCAAGCACACGUUCCCGAACACGCUCACGGUCGCGCUCUAGGUCUCCAAAGAGGAGACGGUCUAGGUCCCGCUCCGGCUCACGGAAACGUAAACACCGCAAGCGGUCCCGCUCACGCUCCAGAGACCGCAAGAGGAAGUCGUCGCGGUCUUACUCGAGUGAGAGACGCGCCCGAGAGCGAGAGAAGGAGCGGCAGAAGAAAGGACUGCCUCCCAUACGAUCCAAGACUCUAAGUGUGUGCAGCACGACUCUGUGGGUCGGCCAGGUGGACAAAAAGGCCACUCAGCAAGACCUCACCAACUUAUUUGAAGAGUUUGGCCAGAUUGAGUCAAUCAAUAUGAUCCCUCCCAGAGGCUGUGCCUACAUCUGUAUGGUCCACAGACAGGAUGCGUACCGCUCCCGCCUGAAGCUCAGCACUGGCUCCUUCAAGAUUGGCUCCAAAAUCAUAAAGAUUGCAUGGGCUCUGAACAAGGGGGUAAAGCAGGAGUACAAGCAGUUUUGGGACGUAGACUUGGGCGUCACCUACAUACCUUGGGAGAAGGUGAAGCUGGACGACCUGGACGACUUUGCCGAGGGAGGAAUCAUUGACCAGGAGACCGUUAAUGAUGAGUGGGAAGCAACCAAGAAUGCUGAGCCAGCUAAGGAAGUUACAAGUCAGCCAUUAAUAGCUGAGCCUCCAGCAGCAUCUAACACCCAGCCUGAGACCUACAGCCAGCAGGUCACCAUGAUGCCUGUACAGCUCCCAGUGGUCCAGGCUGUUCCCAGUGCAGUAGGUUUGGUGCCUCCUUCCUUCCCCGUCACCAUGGGCAUACCCCCACCAGGCUACGGGCCGCCGCCACCCUUCAUACGGGCCGGCUUCAACGCCUCACAGCCUCCGCCAGGUUUCAUGCAGGCAGCACAGACGGCAGCUAUGGUCUCAGCAGCCAAUUCGCUAGUCCAGCCUUCAGUGGCAACCAACCAAGAGGGCGUCAAGGAGUCACCAUUCGGUGUGAUGAUUCCUCCGACCGGCACUCUCCCUGGCGGCUUCAUGGCCGGUGUGUUCAACCCAGUGGGAGUCCACACUCAGCAGGCCACCAAUGACAAAACAUCACAGUCUGCAGAUGGUAUGGAUGCUGUGGCAGAGCUAACACUGCAAGGCAUGCAGAAUGCAGUCCGCAGUGGGAUGGGUCUCCUUGGAAUGCACCCCACAGCAUCGCUCACCCACCAGCUGCAUCAGUCUGGUCUGACUGGUCAGAGGAUGCCUGGCCUGCUGCCUCUGGAUGUGCGACCUAACCUCCUCCAACCUGGGGCUGCCAUCCGCUUCCCUCUACUCAUGCAGCAGGGCGUCCAGCAGGCCGCUGGCCUCCUUGAGAGUUCCCUCCAGGCUCAGGCCCGUGCCCGGGGUCCCUUCUCUCAGUUGGACCCCUUCAACAGGGCUCCCAACCUGAACAAUGAAAAUGUGUCCAAGACAGAAGACGAGUCUUCCUCUGGAGCCGACGAGGGCAAAGAUCAGGACUACCGCUUCCCUCCAAUGGAAAAGCUGAGCACAGGCCUGCUGAGGACCCCUCCGCCAGAGCAGAGGGAGCCUCAUGGAGGUGGCGGCGGAGCAGCAGCAGCAGGAGGUGGUGGAGGAGGCGGCAGGCCUCCCCUGCUCCAGACCCCAGGGACUCAGCCAGGCAGAACUAGCCUAGUGGGACGUCUGCAAGCUCUUGCAGGCUUCACUCCUGAUAACCGCUGGAACCAAACCAGAGGGGACUUUGACGAACGAGAUGGCAUGCGAGGAGGCCUACAGGCCCCUGGUGGUCCAAAAGGGUUCCAGGAAGAGCGGUCCACACCCGGGCAGAACUUCCCCAACCGCUUUGAAAGCCGCCCUGGGACAGCAGCAGGAGGAGCAGCAGCAGCUGGAGUUUCGGGCAAUGCUGGGGCUGUUGGGGGGUCACAGGCCUGGAACCGCAGUGGUGGUGGUGGUGCCGCCGCAGCACCUUUUGACAGCGAACUACAUCAAGACCUAGACGAUCGAAGACGCCCGUGGGACAGGCAAAGAGACAGAGAUGAAAGAGAUUUUGACUUCAGGAGGGAGAUGAACGGCAACCGCCACAGCAGAGAGAGAGAGCGAGAUCGGGACCGCGAAAGAGAUAGAGACCGGGAGCGAGGCAGAGACCGCCCCAGAGAGCAUGAGCGCGACCGAGACCGCGACAAAGAGAGAGACCGCGAGAGAGAGCGUGAACGUGGGGGCUGGACACCACUUCUCCCUCUGCCUACACCUCUGCUUCCGACUCCAACUCUCAAUCCCAACCUGACCCUGAACCAAGGCAAACUGCUCGCGCCACUCAAACUGAACCCCCAGAUUCUGCCACGGUUCCAGUCCCCACUCUUGCCCCAAGCUCAGGGGAAACCAUCCCUCUUGGGUCUGAAUCAGCCGCCGCCUCAAGUUCAGACUAAGUCUCCAACUCCAUCCCAGAGCCAAGCAGCUGUGCCUGAGCACCAGUCAGAACCCCCAGCUCCGUCUGAGACAUGUAGGGCACAGUCACCACCCUUAGCCCAAUCACCCGAGCAGUCACCUGACAAAGGGCAAAGCCCGUUGACUGAGGCUCCCAACCAGGCCGAGUCAUCGCCACAGCCUGAGACCCCCCCACAAAUAGAAUCGCCAUCCCAGCCCAAGACUCAGUCCCCGGCCAAUUCCCCGGCCCAGUCCCUGUCCCAAUCCAAAACCACUGCUUCUCCAGACACUGAGACCCCAAGCCAAGCCUCGCCGCUGGUUGAGGCCUCAUCCCAAGACUCACCCGUGGCCUUCACACAAGCUGCCAGCCCCCCAGAAGAGACUCACUCUCUGGAGGAGCAGGAAAGCCCGAGGAAGGAUGAGGAGGAGUCACAAGAGAGAGCGUCCUCACCCCAACCCCAGUGGGUCAAUGGAGCUGGGACGGACAAUAACACUGUGGCUGAAUCUACGCCCGAGACCUCUCCUGGGAGCUCUCCGGAGCCCACCGAAGAACCCUCUCCCAACUCCGUGCUCCCCGAAAGUGAACCGGAGCAGCUCGCCUCUCCUGAGGACGUAGACAAUGAACAGAGUGAGCCCAUGGAGGAAGCUGCGAGUCAGCCAGUGGUAGACACUGUCACAGACACUGAGGGGACAUAAUCAUCACUCAGUAGGUAAACGAUCAUUUUGUAAAGUUGUCUCUUCUUCUCUGUACUCAUGUCAGCAAACCACCACACGGGACAUGCCGAAUACUGACUCACAAUCAGUUAUUGUCUUAUAACCAAUAACAAAUGAUUUUAUCUCUCACAAAUACCAGUGUACUUAAAUAGAAAGCUUGUUAGCUGAAUUAUUGAUAGACAAUUUUGUUUGUGUUUUUAUUUACUUCUUUUUUUUUAAGUUGUAAUGCCACCCCCACCCGUUUUUAAUUAAUCUAAGCGUGGCGAAUUUUACUCAAUAGCCGACCAAAAUGUUUCAAUUGUACAUGGGGGGGGGGGGGGGUGGCGUGAGCGCUUUGACCUUCCUAUGGAAGAGAGUAACACAUCCUGGCUGGUCGACAAUGGAUUGAAUACAGAUGCACACAAUACUUAAAAAAAAAAAAAAAGGUAGUUUCUGGUCCAAUUUCUGUCUCCUCUUCUUUUAAAAUGCUGCUGCAAAGUUUUCAGUGAAUGCUUUUGUGGUGUCCUGCUUUCUGUCUCUACGCAGAAAUGAAAUAGCCUGCAUACAGUGAGACAACUACAGCUGCUUAUAAUUGGAAAAAAUGAACAUUUAAAAAAAAAAAAAAAAAAAAUUAAAACAUGACUAUGUUGUAUCCCCCUAAAAUAAAUGUCUGUAAUUUGUUUCCAAUUAUGCAGUGAACACAAACACACAAUUACAUGCCGGGGGGGGAGAGACAGUGAAAGAACAGAGGGAUAUUCUCAUGUCGGGUGCAUUUUGUUUUAGUUUUAAAUAAACAUGCUUUGUCUGUUUUUAAAAAAAAAAAACACAUGCUUUAGGACUGUUUUCUGACCCAGGACCAGUGGAAACUAAGACUGCUUUACAGGCUCUCGUACACAGUGUGUGCUGUCACUUCAGUCAAAAUUUGAUGUUCUCGCAACUCAAGUUGCUGCUGUACCAUCCAUCCACAGAGCACUCUGUUGGAUGCAACCGUGGGACUUGUAGUUUUUUAGUUUCUGAUGACUUCAGCCUGUAUGUUUCCCCCUAAGCUUUUCGCUGGGUGACUGUUGAGGAUGGGAUUGUGCCUUUUUUUUGAAUGGAUUUAGUCGUUCAUGACGCUACCCGAACACUACUGUGUGACGCACACACCAGACGUGUGCGUGCGACUCUGUUUUCAGACAGCUCUAUGAACACAAUGCUACCUGCACAGAAUUUGACUGGCCUGCAGUUUGAAUGGUCGCUUUGGCGCUUUGUACAGCACUCACCUAGAGGAGAACACGUCUCUGUACUCCCAUCGUUCUGUGCAUGCAGGCCUGUAGCCAUGUUUUAACCUUCCUGUGUCUCCUUUUGUCAUUUCAUACUUGUAGUGCUUUUCUGUUGAGACAUACUACUAGAAAUCCAUAGUCUGCUGUUCUCUCCAGACCAAAAUGUCUACUACAGGAGUUGUGAUGUUGAAUAAAAGUUAAAGGUGCAUCAGA